Messenger RNA from Asparagus officinalis (garden asparagus), 2058 nucleotides. Its product is annotated as protein BONZAI 2-like. The record is from RefSeq and is a predicted model, not a curated record. The coding region runs from base 70 to 1608 and encodes 512 amino acids. Gene Ontology annotation, molecular function: calcium-dependent phospholipid binding. Gene Ontology annotation, cellular component: plasma membrane. Gene Ontology annotation, biological process: cellular response to calcium ion. NCBI's taxonomy places the organism in Eukaryota, Viridiplantae, Streptophyta, Magnoliopsida, Asparagales, Asparagaceae. The transcript is spliced from 15 exons.
CUGUCAUUGUCCGCUUCUAACUUGUGUGAUCGAGAUGUUUCCUCAAAGCUUUCUUUGUAGAGCGACACCAUGGCUGUUGUUUAUGCAAGAAGAAAAGAUGGAACACUCGAAGAGAUUGGUCGUACUGAAGUAGUAUUAAACUCAUUGAAUCCUCUAUGGACUGCCAAAUUUGUUGUUAAUUACCGAUUUGAGGUCAUGCAGCCUAUGGUGUUCCAGGUCUAUGAUAUUGGACCAGAGUUUCAUAACACGCCGGUGGAGAUGCUUAAGUUCGAUGAGCAGCAAUUUCUUGGACAAGCUAGCUGUCUCCUAUCUGAGAUAGUCACCAAGUCUACUAGAUCAUUGUUUACCCUAAAGCUUGACCAUGGAGAGCACAGGUCAACUCAACCCGAGAAAUUAGGGGAGCUUACUGUUCAUGCUGAGGAGUGUGCUAACUCUAAAGUCGCAUUUGAGAUGAUAUUCCGAUGCGUGGAUCUGGAAAACAAGGAUUUCUUCUCAAGAAGUGAUUCCUUCUUGGUGAUAUCAAAAUUAACUGAGUCUGGUAUGUGCAUUCCAAUUUGCAAGACAGAAGUGAGAAAGAAUGAUCAUAAUCCAAUUUGGAAGCCCAUAGUUGUGAAUCUUCAACAAGUUGGAUCUAAGGAAAACCCUUUAAGUAUUGAUUGCUAUAAUUUCAGUAACAUUGGCAAGCAUGACUUAGUAGGCAAAGCUGUGAAAUCACUUGCACAGAUAGAACAGCUGCAUCACACUCAAAGUGGCGAGCAUUUGUUUUUGCUUACUGCUGCUGGACAUGAGCAGCACCAUAAGAUUUUGAAAGGUCAACUACAUGUGGAAAAAUUUUCUCAAUGCAAGAGUCCAACAUUCUUGGAUUACAUUGUUGGAGGAAUUGAGCUGAACUUUAUGGUUGCCAUAGACUUCACUGCAUCAAAUGGAAAUCCACGACUUCAGGAUUCCUUGCACUAUAUUGACCCCUCAGGUCGGCCGAAUGCAUACCAGAGAGCGGUAAUAGAAGUUGGAGAAGUUUUGCAGCUCUACGACUCCAGUAAGCGCUUCCCUGCUUGGGGCUUUGGAGCAAGGCCAAUUGAUGGUCCUGUGUCUCAUUGCUUUAAUUUAAGUGGAAGCACCCACCACUGUGAGGUUGAAGGGAUUCAUGGAAUAAUGUCAGCUUAUAUGGGUGCCCUCCGGAAUGUUUCAUUGGCAGGUCCUACACUGUUCGGUCCAGUAAUUACUACUGCUUCACAGAUUGCCAGCCAAUCCCUUUCCCACAAUCAACAAAAAUACUAUGUUCUGCUCAUAGUCACGGAUGGAGUUAUAACAGAUCUCCAAGAAACAAAAGAUGCACUAGUAAAUGCUUCCGAUCUACCUCUAUCAAUCCUCAUUGUUGGUGUUGGUGGUGCUGACUUCAAAGAGAUGGAGGUAUUAGAUGCAGAUAAAGGGGAGAGACUUGAGAACUCAACUGGUCGGGUACCAACAAGGAAUGUAGUGCAGUUUGCUCCUUUGCAAGAUGUGCAAAGUGAUGGUGAUGGAGUAACAGUCAUUCAAUCGCUUCUAGCAGAGUUGCCUGGACAAUUUAUGAGUUACAUGAGGACUAGAGAUAUUGGAUCACUUGGCUAAUUUGUUUCAGAUAUUGCCCUAUUUAUGAUUUGCCUCUUGUUACUUAAUUUUGAGCCAUGUUUUUCUUCAAUUUCUAAUGUCAUUCAGAUACAAGAGUCUUGUGAUGCCCGGUGCAAUUUUCAGUUUUAUUUCAGGUUCAGUUUACAUUGGCCUCUGAAAUUGCACAGGAAACAGAGGAAUGAUGUAUAAAAACUGAAUCUGAAAUCUCAAUCGAGUUUCUGAGUUUUUUAAAGUAUGUAGGAAGAGAGUUCCAGUUACAAAAGCUCAGGAAACCCAAAAGUCUAAGUUCAGUAACAAGUUUGUAUAUAUAGAUAUAGAUAGAUACAUGGAUGUAGCGAUUUGUUAGAAAAUUCUUGCGGCUUAUUGGCUUCUUCAGCUCUUAUCAGUUGAGUGCAAACCUUAAAUUGUAAGCACACCAGAUGCUAUAUCAUAUAUGACUGUUUUUUGCCC